Astrephomene gubernaculifera is the source of this 2979-nucleotide messenger RNA. The record is from the annotation of a GenBank genome assembly. Lineage: Eukaryota; Viridiplantae; Chlorophyta; Chlorophyceae; Chlamydomonadales; Astrephomenaceae.
AGUGUGUGAAGCUUCUGUACUGCUUUCAUUUAUGUGGGUGUGCCUACUGCGGACUUUCCAGAACGACUUUUAGGAAAGGCGGACACGCCAGUCUGUAUUGUCUCUGAUAGCUCAAGGAUAAGUCCGCAAGAUAACUCCAUUGUAAUCAGGAGCGUAUAAGCGAAGUUAGCGCGCCGCCAAGAAUACUCCGCCGCCGUCUUCACAGGCUUUAGCUUCAACAGAUUACGUGGCUAUGGGUAAACCACAGCGUCGGCCUGCGCCAAAAGGUCCACCCCCAAAGAGCGAGAAAGAGCUGUUUGAGGAUGACUUCCCACAAAGCGACGACGAUGAAGACGCCUUCAAGGCUAAGAAGGACAAAAUCAGCUUGGACAUGUCAGACGAUGUGGAUGACGAUGACAACAGCCUUGACAUGGAGGGCGUCUAUGACUUAGACGAGGAGGAUGAGGAAGAGGAUGAGGAUGAGGAUGAGGGUGCUGACGAGGACGAGGACGACGAUGAGGACGAGGACGCCAUUAUUGAACAAGCCAUUAAGCAAGGCGGCCGCAUGGCAGAAAUUGCCAAGCAAGCCAAGGCGCUAGGCCAGAAGCUCAAGCUCAUGGCGGGUGCGGAGGAGGAGGAGGAGGAGGACGAGGAGGAGCCCGCUGGUAAGCAGCGCGGCGGCAAGGAGGUCGACCUGACGGAGGGGCUCUGGGGCGCCAACAAGCGCGCGUACUACGAUGCCGACACGGGCGAGGCCGCCAGUGACGAGGAGGCGCUGAAGGAGGAGGAGCAGGAAGCGCUAGCCCUGCAGCGCGCCCGGGCAGCGAAGCUAGCAGCUGCGGAUUUCGGCCUUGACGAGGAUGACCAAGACGAGGAGGACGAGGAUGAGGAGGACAGCGAGGAGGACGAGGAGGAGGGUGCGACAAUGGGUAGCCUGGCGGCGAAGGGGCCCGCUCGCAAGGAGGACAAGCAGCAGCAACAGGAUCAGGAUAGGAAGCAGCAGAAGAAGCAGGGGUCCAAGGCAGCUCAGGUGCAGGUGGAGGCAGUAGAGCGGGACUUGGCAGCGCUGGGUGACGAGGCGCGAAUGUCGGCGCUGCUGGCGGAUGCGCCCGAGCUGCUGAGCCUGUUGCAGGACCUGCAGGAGAGCCUGUCGGAGGUGCGCCACCGCGUGUCGCCGCUGCUGUCGGAGCUGCGUGACGGCGGGCUGGGCACCUCGGAGGGUCUGUCGUACCUGGAGGCCAAGCACCUGCUGCUGCUCAGCUACUGCAUGCACAUCGUGUUCUACCUGCUGCUCAAGGCGGAGGGCAGGCCGGUGCGGGACCACCCGGUGAUUGCAAGGCUAGUGGAGCUGCGCGCUUACCUCGAGAAGAUCCGCCCCAUCGACAAGCACCUCUCCUACCAGAUCGACAAGCUCCUCAAGGCCGCGCAGCUCGCCUCCGCCGCGCCAACCGCCGCCAACGGCCGGAGCGCCGCCGCCCGCGACGACGACGAAGCCGCAGCGGCGGGCCCCGGUCCCGGCUCGGAAGCAGACGCCCUGCAGUACGGGCCGCGGCCGGAUGCGCUGGUGCCCAAGAUCAAGAGUGCGGCGGGUGUGGAUGGCGGGGCUGCGGACGAGGCGGCGGGAGUGUACCGGCCGCCCAAGAUCAACCCUGUAUCCAUGGAGUUGGAUGAGCGGCGGGCUGCGGGAGGAGAGGAGCGACUCACCACGCAAGACCGGCGGCGACUCAAGGAGCUUAAAGCCAAGGCUAAACGCAGUGACACGCUGCGCGCCCUGGCUGCUGAGCUGGCGGGUGCGCCCGAGGAGGAGCGGACGGCGGUGGCGGGUCUGGACUCGGUGGCCGCGCUGCGCACACGCGCCAAGCUGGAGGCCCGGGCGGCGGUGGAGGAGGACAUGUUCAUCCGCGUGCCGCUCUCCAAGGACGAGGCCAAGCGGCUGCGGCAACAGCGGCGUGCGGGCAUGAGCGGCGCAGGGCUGCUGGAGGACUUUGGCGACGAGGUGGCGGACCUGGUAGACAUGACCCGUGGGUCGGCCGGGGCAGCCGGCGCCAUUGCGCAGCGCGGCAAUGCCCUUAACGACCUGUUCGCGCGGCAAAAGGUGUCGCAGAAGUUCGGUACGGACCAUCCUUCGCUGUCCAAGCGGCCCCAUGGUGGCGAUGAGGACCUGCCCCUGCGCGAGCCGCUGCACGAACGGAGAGCCAAGUUCGAUGCGGCGGCGGCCCGGCGGUCAGUGCGGGCUGACGAGGAGGGCUUUGGCGACGAGGAGUACGACCUUAGCGGCGGGAAGAAGAAGCGGAGAGCGGCGGGCGAGGAGGACGACUUCUACGCGCAAGCCAAGGCGGAUGCUGCUACCCGGAAAAAGGCGCGCGCGGAGGCCCACCGCGCCCCGGCUCUGGCACCGCCCGCACCCGACCCGAAGACCGACGCUGCUCGCGGCAUUACGGACGAGAUCCAGCGCAACCGCGGCCUGACCCCACACCGCCGGCGGGACCAGAAGAACCCGCGCAAGAAGAACAGGAUGAAGUUCGAGAAGGCCAUGGUGCGCGUCAAGGGUGCCGUACAGCCUGUACGGCAACCAGAGGCGGUGGCGUACGGCGGCGAGGCUACAGGUAUCAAGACCAAGGUGGCCAAGAGCAGGCGCCUAUGAGGGCGCUGCUGGUUGCUCGGCUAGCGGGCUUCGGCGGCGGGGGUGCAGGUUGGACUUGUACAGUAGCAUGCAGGGUAGGCAGUGGUGCGAGGAAGGCUGUCUGGGGUCUCACCUUUAUGGGGUGCGUCGCAAACUAUGGCAUGUGACAAUUGUUGGGCAAAGCUGGUGGAGUUUUGUUCACGUCGGUGGCGCAUAGGCAGUGCGGAUGGAGGUUUACGGCUCGCCUGGCCACGCCUCUUAGUUGUUUUGAGGCCGGACAAGCCGAGUAUGCAUCGUUCCUGUUCAACUAAACAAAGCUAUUGCAGUAAACGAUUGCUGGCUGGAAUGAUGCUACCUCUGUAAGACUCGUCACAGGA